This is a messenger RNA of Sclerotinia trifoliorum, 13981 nucleotides long. NCBI's taxonomy places the organism in Eukaryota, Fungi, Ascomycota, Leotiomycetes, Helotiales, Sclerotiniaceae. The record is from the annotation of a GenBank genome assembly.
CUACCAACCCCAACCCAUCCAUAACACAAACAUAAACCCCACCACCACCUCUUAAUAACCAAAAUCCGAAAAUCCUAAACUUUCGUUCCUUUGAGUCCUCAACAAACACGAAUAGUUACUUUAAUCCUACUUAAUUCACCUUUCAGUAACUAGCUGGUCUUUCCCAUCCCAGCGUCAUCAGAUCGACGAAAUCUCCAUCUAUCGAUACGACAAAGUAUUGAAGGGCGCCUGCACCGUACCUUUCAAUAUCACGAAUUUCGAUAUCACGAAUUUCUCCGUCUGCUUUCUCACAUCUCUCGAAAUAACGCGACCUUGCACGCUUACGACAUUCUUUUUACUUGCACUAUUACGAAAAGUUUAUCUGUGAGCAGGAAAUUCAACGUCAUUUAAGUUACUGAUUUCGCAGAUUCGACGCGACAUACAUAGUUCCCUCAAAAGUCAACUUACUCUCACGGCGCAAACGCACCAAACGCCACCUACCUCCGGCUGGAGCUGUCAAAUCUUGAGACACUUCUUCUUUGUUGUACUGUCAAGGAAAUAGGAUUGCUACAGAGGUAGUGGAGGGGGCCGAAAUCUUUUUUUCUGCGGUUGUGCCGCGCCCGCCGUCAUCAUGGUCAGAAUAACCAAGACGAUACAGCCCAAGCACCUGGAAACCUUGGUAAGUGUUUUUAUCUGUUAAUUAACAUAUAUGGUCAAAGCUGACAUCAUACAUUUAGUCUCCCUUCAUCAGCGAAUUCGUGAAAACCGCAUGCUCCAUAUCUCUGCCCCUCCUUCCGCAACAUCUCUCAAAAUUUCCUACAAGAUGGCCUUUCCCCCGUGGCGACCUUUAUCAUUGGAUCGCCCUCUUGAACCGCUUUGAUGUGAUACUUGAAAGAUUUUGCACAGCAUACAAGCUAUCAGAUGGCCCUCAAAAAGUAGACUUUGGUCGUGAAAUGCUGGAGUCCAAUGGAGGAGAAGCAGCGGACGAUGCGAAGACUCACAAUCUGCCCGAGUUGGGCUACGGAGAGGAUGGAGAUAGACAAUUGAUUGAAGCGAUCUUGAAAUUCUCAAAGACGCUUUUGGAAAAUUGUGGCAAUCGCAGUAUUUAUUCUAGCAGUCCGCAUCUAGGGAGUCUACUCAAUACGACGUCUUUGUCAUUACUUGAGAAUACUCUUCUGGUCACAUCUCAAUUGGCUCAGAGAUAUAACUCUGCUAUGAAGCGUGUUGGAUCUGCUAGAAGUAGCAAGCAUCUUUUGGCAGAGCAUUACAAUAUUGAUCUUAAUAGAGUUCUUCAGUUAGCACUGCCUUUCAGCAAGACCAUCACCACGCCGCCAGACUCACAACACCCUACCACGACACCUAAUCCCACAACUCCAGGGGCUAAAGGCAAGGAGAAGGACAAGGCUUAUUUCAACCUUCCAAUAAGCCACAAAAGUUCAACUACCAUUGUUUAUGCAAAUGAUCUCGUUUCAAUAUACAAAGGUGGAUCAGGGGUCAGCACAAAUACCAAAAGCCCUCGAAGAGGUUCUGAUAAUACUGCAUCGCCUCUAUCGCAGACGAGCUGGGAUGAGUGGGGAGACGUCAGGAUGACUUAUUAUCCGAAAACCAAAACAGAGCCCGAGCCAGCCAACAAUGCAUCGAAACCAGUCGAUGUCAUUGCAACUCCUGUCCCACCUGUCACUCCAACACCGGUUCGCAGAUCAUCCAAUCUCGGCCCCAACGCCCACCGUCCGAAUCGUUCCUCGACAACAGAAGAGGCAUCUCCAACUUUGGCACGUACCCCAACAAUGCCUGCCGAUGAUGCGCAACGACAGAAUGCCAAAACCAUAGAAAUAUCUUCGACAAAGCUCCGAUCCACAGAUAUCUAUUCUUUGAUGGAAGAGUAUGGUUUGGAUCUUCCCCAGGAUCUACAGUACGAGCUGUUUACAAAGAUUCGAAUUGCGAAAGCUCUCAUAUCUUCAUUAGAGACACGACAACAGGCUCUGGCGAUUAGAAUGCUUGCUGUCGCGAACAUGGCUAAUGUCUAUGCUGAACCCUUAUUCCUUGAAAACAUCAUGAAACAGGAUGGUGACGAGCCAAAGCGUUUACAAUUCAUCUACCAAGUUGCUGAUUUGGUGCACCCGCCCGCAGAAGGUGAUAUCGCUGUCUCAAUAUACAUGCAGACGCUGGCAUUUUCAACCCUCGAGGCCAUCGCUGGAAUUUCAACAAAAUUCCAAGAUGUCUGCAAGGCUCUGAAUACUACCAUCAACCACGGGGUCAUGUUGUACGUUAUCCGCAAAGCUGUCGCAGAGAUGGCUGUAGAGGACCUUGGUGAUAAGUUGACAGAAAAGGAUCAGUGGCGCAACGCUUUAUUCUCUCUUAUGACUAGUCUCUGUCAGUAUCCCCGCACUGCAGAGGGCCUUGUCACAGCUGGUUUGAUACCUAUCAUGAUUGAAAUUCUUGGAUUGCGCACUACUAUUGCCCAGCGCUAUCAACCAAAGACUUUGUCAUUUUUGGACAAUGUAGUAUAUAGUGCUCGUGAAGCCUUUCAGAUACUGGUCAAUGCAAAUGGUCUCGACCGUGUCUCAGAUUUGAUUGUUCACGAGACGACCGUUGCUUCAGCCAUGGCAGAAUCUGGCAACGGAAUGCCAAUCGAACAUCGUUCGCCAUCCACUGACUAUGAGAUCCCUUUCUAUCAGCAACAAGUCUUGAAAUGGCUGUUCAAAUUUAUUCACCAUAUGAUGUCAUCUGCAAAUAGUUACGGAGGCAACUUUGACCGCAUUUUGCGAAAUCUCAUUGAUUCUUCACAACUUCUUGGUAGUUUACGUCAGAUUAUUGGAAACGCUCGCUGUUUUGGCUCCAUUGUCUGGACCAACGCCGUUGGUAUAUUGAAUGGUUUCAUCAAUAACGAGCCCACGAGCUUUGCAAUCAUUGCAGAAGCUGGCUUAAGCAAGGGGUUUCUCGAGGCUGUCACUGGGAGGCCAAUUCAGACGCUACCACCUUCUGGAGCAAAAAAGAGGCGUGGUUCCGCACACCUAGCAAUUGAAGGUCCAGACGGGGAUAUCUCGACAGCAUCUUCUGACGAAGAAUCUGAUGAUGAGCCAUUUUUUGAGGUAGACACCACCCCGCACCCACCAACAUUGGCGAUGCUUCAAGCUCCCCGCGAAGGGCCACUUGCUCGUGGCAUCUUACCAACUCAAGAAACCAUUAACAUUGUACCGCAAGCAUUUAGUGCGCUCUGCUUGAACAGUGCUGGUAUGAGGAUGUUUCGAGCCUCCCGUGCUCUAGAAUCGUUCUUUGAGAUAUUUGAGAGUCCCGAGCAUGUCAAAUGUAUGGAGUCAAGUGGUGAAUUGCCAUCUAGUCUAGGCGGUACUUUCGAUGAAUUGGCACGACAUCACCCACCUCUUAAGGGUGCAAUUAUCAACGCUAUCCUUGAUAUGGUCGUCCGAGUGGGUUAUCUAUGCAAAAUCAAGGCUGAGAAAGAUAAAGCAGGUGUUAAGUUGUGGGAGCAUGAUUCCACUGGCAAUGUCGUUCCUGUAGGUGCCUCCUCAAGCAGCCCUUCGGAUGUAAAGGGAAAAGGCAAGGCAGAUGAUAAUGGUAGUGAUGUUGAAAUGCGCGAUGCCGAUGAAGCAGUACCCGCUCCAGUAGUACCCAAAGACUCCGACACUUCCAUGACCGCGUACAUCACCUCGGUUGCUUCCUUUCUUGCGACUGUUUUGAAUAACGCCUCCGUCCGUACCGAGUUCUGUGCCAGAGGUGGCAUUGAGUAUGUGCUCGAUCUCGCCGAGUCUCAAAGUCUACCAGCCAACUUCGGAGACGGCAUAUCCGGACGAAAUCUGCAAAAUGUUAUCGCUCUUCUCGCCGAGCAAAAACCAUAUCUCGUGAUCCCAUCACUUUUGAAGCGAGCUCAGGCUGCCGCAGAUGUUCUCCAACCAUUUGCCACACACAACUUCAGCACAUCUUUCUUUGCUCCGUUUGUAGACAAGCAAAGUCAUGAUCAAGCCGACAAGGAGAUAUUGGCACAAGGCACUGCUUUUGCGAAAGCUUUUGUCAAUGUCCAAUCCUUGGUAUCUAAUUUGACAGCUUCCAUACAAGGAUCCCCAUACAGUCACAGAAACACUCCGUCUGGCUUCAAUUCUAUGAAUUUCGCUGAUCACUACAACCGCUUAAUUCAAACCCUAGGUCCGCUCUUAGGCGCAUCUAUCAAAGAGGAAAUUCUGUUGCAGACGUUUGUUCCCAAGAGCUGGCAACAAAUAUCACCAGCACGAAUUAAGGACAGCUUAUUGAAGGAUGUGUUUCCAGAAGCUGUCAUCACCGAGCCAUCCCACACUGCUGUUAAUGCGCUAGCAGCAGGUGUCGAAACCGACUCUCCAUCUCCAUCUGCUGGUGUAACAGGCCCUGUUGCAUCGCAAGCAGACGUUGUAGAAGCCAAUCCCGUUCCGGAUACAUCCGCCAAGCCAUCAGGCCAGUCGACUCGGAAUCCUACGGAACUGCAGACCCCUGGAGCUUUAAGAAACUCUGCUCAAUAUCGGAACUAUCAAACGUUCCGUUACCUCCUUGGCAAGGCGACUCGGGUUAUUAGUCCCUUCUUCCAGAAUGUUGGCAAGGUACUGCUCAGCAAGCGCAAUCCUGAUCCAUACUACAGACAAAACCAUACCACUAUCGCCGAAGCUUUGUCUGAAUCUAUUCUCAGCCAAUUGGCUCGCUCCGGCGAUGACAACAGUACGGAAACUUACUCAUAUUGGAUCGAGUUGUUGCAUGUACUCAAGGAUAUGUUAAUUGAUUGUAAGAAUCGUCCCUUUCAUUAAUUUAGCACGAUGGAAACUGAUAUUUUCUAGCUUCUCGUCAUACAGAUCGUCAAAUUCAAACUAUCAGUAUUGUCUUGCAAGCUUUCAAGGAGCGUUCCGGCUUCACCACUCUGAAUCGAAUCCUAGAAGCUUUUACCUCCGAAAUCCGUGCGCCAAGUGAUCUGUCACCUGAGCAGCAGAAGGAGGAUAAGACACCCGAAAAGCCCGUGAAGCAUGGAUUAGCGGCUAUCGGUGCCAAACAGAUCAUUUCUAUGUACUCGAUCCUCGCGAAUUCCAAGCAUGUAAUCGAAGUUCCACAGACCUUGGCUAUGAUGCCUCGCAAUGAACGAGAUCGAGACCGUGCCCGCCUUGACUCUUUUACUCCUGGUCAGUUCAUGGUGGAGCUUCGCAUGGCAAUAUUACCUACUGUCCGGAGUUUGUGGGAGUCUGAUUUGAUUGAAAAGGCUCCGAGCCAAAUAUCAGAGGUCCUCAUUGAAGUAAUUCGUACUAUAGCCUCCACGGAAGGUGAAGGUGGAGCUAUUAGGAGAACUGAAACCCAACCUACCAGACAACCAAAACCUUCCCGGAAGGCUUUCAAAAUUAACUCUGAUAACCUUAACGUGCUCAAAGACCAGGGCUAUGAUGAGGAUUUAGCCAAGGAGGCUUUGUAUCGUUGCAACAAUAAUCUUACUACUUCAACUGACUAUUGCAAGGAACAGAAGAGAGAAGUCGUGGGCGCUGCCCAAUUCCCGAGGAUGACAUUGAGGUUGCUCCCGAGCCUAGUGGUAAUUCUAGACCUUCAAGUGGAUCUACCGGAUCAGCAAGCCCAAGUGAGCAACCCGCGGCUAGCAGUUCUGCACAUCCAGAUGUAACAGCGAUCAUUAACUCCCUUCAAACAGUAGCCACAGUUCCGGCAUCAGGUCAAGUAGGUACACCUGGAUCAGCCGAUGACCCUUUUACGCCCCAGGGGUUUAAUCGCAUGAUGAACCAACUCUCCCCAGGUUAUGAUAAUAAAAGCCAAGAUGUAUCGAAUAGCGCCGGUUCUAGCGCCCCUCGUGAAAGUCCUUCACUGAAGCCUACGCAAUCCGUCAAGGCUGAGGAGCCCGCUGUCAAGCAAGUCACCGUUGACGAUUUGAAUGAUGAGCGUAAGCUCAUUCGAGAAAACUUGAUUGAUAAGUGCUUGGAUGUCAUCAAUGCUCAUGGCGAUGUCACAUUUGAGAUAUCAGAUUUGAUUACUACCGUGGUCAAUAAGUCUCCUGAUCAUUCUGGACUGAGAAAGGUCGUUGCUGAAACACUUGUUGUCGCCUUGAUGUCCUUCGCUGGUGCAGAAGAUGUUCGCACUGAUGGAAACAAGAUCGCGGCCUAUGCACAUUUACUGGCGUUGAUGUUACGUGAAAAGCAGUUCUACGCCGCUGCAGUGGGAGAGCUUAAGGAAAAUCUGUUUACAUUGCUCACUUUUGUCAAGCUAUCUCCUUCGCAUUCCGCCGAGGAACCAUCGCCAUGGAUUGCACAGAUCCUUCUGAUUGUUGAGAUGCUUUUGAGCGAAGAUGCUAAACCAAGAAAGGCUAAGUGGACACCACCAAAAGAUGAGAAUGAAAAGACAGAGGCACCUGUCAUUGAGCAUGUAGAGCUUGCCGUAUCUGAAGAGGAAAGAUCUCAACUUUUAGAGUCAAUUCUGGAUAUCCUUCCACGAAUUGGAAAAGAAGAAUCGCUCGCACUUGCUGUACUUCGAAUCCUUGUCAUAUUAACACGUACUCGCUCAAUUGCGCAAGCCAUGGGCGAGAAGAAAAACAUACAGCGAUUGUUUGUAAUGGCGAAGCAGCUUGCUGGUGCUAGCUCGACUCGCAUUCACAGCCCUCUUUUGCUAAUUCUCAGACAUAUUGUUGAGGAUGACGAAACCAUCAAACAAAUUAUGCGAUCAGACAUUAAAGCCUUCUUUGAUCACAACGUUCGACCGCAGCGAUCCCCUAUUGAUCUUCAGCUCUAUUUAAGAGGGUUGCAACACGUCGCCAAUCGUGCCCCAGCACUAUUUGUUCAAGUAACCAACGAAAUGGUCAAGUUUACAGGAUGGCCAUUAUCGUCUGACCCCACAAGUCGUGUACCCUCCUUGGUCCUCAAGGGUGACCCUCUCACUGAAUACACUUCCUCUGCCAAGAACUCUGAAGAUACGGUUCAACCGACAGUACAAGCCACGGAGGAUCUAAGUCUUCAAGAUCUCAAACCAUCUACUGAGGUCAUUGAUACCGAUAUGCCGGAUGUUGGAAAGGCAGCUUCCUCAGAGCACAAAACACCCGUAGUCGAGAACCCAGAUGGCGUUAUUCACUUCCUACUUUGUGAGCUCUUGAAUUACAAAGAUGUGGAAGAUAAGGAUCGUCCAGCCACUAGCAAUACCGAGAAGGCUACCUCAUCCGCCGGGGAUGUGUCAAUGAUUGGUGCACCGUCCGUGCCUGAUUCACCUGCACCCAAAGAUGGCCAAUCUACCCAGGAGCCCACGAAACAGGAAUUCAAGGCCGACGAACAUCCUAUCUAUAUCUAUCGAUGUUUCCUGCUGCAGUGUCUCACAGAACUGUUGUCCUCUUACAAUAGAAGCAAGAUCGAGUUCAUCAACUUUAAGCGUAGUGCUCCUCCUCAGGCAAUGACUCCGUCUAAACCCCGAUCUAGUGUGCUCCAUUAUCUCCUCGCCGAUUUGUUACCAAUUGGAACAUUGGAUUAUGCAGAAAAUACGGCCAUUCGCAAGAAGCUCACCACUUCGCAUUGGGCCGACUCUGUUAUCACUGCUUUGUUGAACAAGACCGGAGAACAGAUCCUUGACAAGUCUCGAGAACAAAGCGAUGGAGAAGACGAACCUGAUCUCUUGUUCGUUCGACGUUUUGUCCUAGAAAAUAUUCUCAAAGCCUACAAGGACGCAAACGCUUCUACUGAACCCCUCGAGGUUAAAUAUGCUAGGAUGCUUUCACUUGCUGAUCUCAUGAUGCAUAUCAUGACUGGAAAGGACAAUCUAGGAACUGCGGAUACAUCUGUUAGCAAGCGAUCACAGAUGCAGCUUAAGCGCAUUGUGUUCGAAAAGGGAUACAUUGCAGCCUUGACUGCUUCGGUCGCAGACAUAGAUCUCAACUUUCCCGGCGCAAAGCGAGCUGUCAAAUAUAUUUUGCGACCUCUCAAGCAGCUUACUCAUCAUGCCAUCUAUCUCAGCGAAAACUCACUUAUAUCCUCUCCUCCAGGACAAGCUGACGAAGACGAUAUUGAGUCUGCUACUUCAGUGUCAGAUCUAGAAGAUGAGCGAGAAGAGACCCCUGAUCUGUUCCGAAACUCGACUUUAGGCAUGUUCGAGCAAGGGGAUGAGAAUGAUACAUCAUCCGAUUCCGAAGAUGGUAAGUUGUACCCAGUGUCAUACUUAUUAUGUAGCAGCUAACUUUUGUAGAUGAUGAAGAUAUGUACGAAGGCGAAUACGACGACGGUAUGGAGUAUGAAGAGGAAAUGGAACAAGAUGACGAGGAGAAUGUUAGUGAUGAGGACGAUGACGGCAUGGGUCCCAUCGAAGGCCUAUCUGGCGAUCAUGGCGUUGAUGUCGAAGUCAUCAUGGAGGAUGAAGAAGAUGAUGACGAAGAUGAUGAUGAUAGCGAAGAUGAUGAUGAUGAUGAUGAUGACGAGCACGGCUCCGAGGAAAUGGAGGAUGAUGAUGCUCGUAUCGAAAUUCUUGACGAGGCCGGAAAUGUCCAAGAGCUUGCCGAAGACGAAGAUCUUGAUGAUUGGGAAAGCGAUAACGACGAAGAAAUGGAGGAAGAUGAUGAAGAAGAAUAUGAAGAAGGUUAUGAGGGACCAGGAGAGGACAACGAACAGGCACAUGUUCACGCCCAUUCUCUGGGUGAUAUGGGCCCUAUUGGCAAUCUUGUCCGCGUUCUCGCCGGUGCUGGUGAUGACGAAGAUGCCGUUGAAAUGCUUCAACGUCUGGAAGAAGAAGGUGUUGGUGACCCUGAAGAUGACGAAGAAGAACCCUUGGGUGAAUACAUGGAAGAAAUUGAAGAGGAAGGUAAGGAUUGUGUUUCUCCUUUAUUUUGGAUGGUCCUUGUUCGCAUUUGUAAGCAUUUGCUAACCUUGACUGCAGAAGAUGAAGAUGAUGAGGAUGAUGUGGACGAAGAAAUGCUCUUUGAGCACGCAUAUCCAGGUCAGUCUAGUAUCAGACCAAGCUCUACGGUCCGACUAAUAGAUCAAGCGGACGGCCCCGGUCCUAUCUUUGGUUGGGAGGGAGAUGUUGAGCCUCCAAUGGUCAUCAGCAACCGUGUACAUCAAGGCCGACAUCGUCAUUCAUUCCCCAGUCCCUUUCCAUUCCUUCCCGGAGGUUCGCGCGAUCCACUUGGUGGUAGGUUGUCUCAACUCUCAGAACUAGAAGCUGCGAGCAGAUUUGCAGAAAGACGCAUCCGGGCGGCAGAAUCUGCGAUUCUGGGGCGAAUUAUGAAUGAUCAACCCAGACAGAAUAGAACUGAUAGAUUUGUAGUUCCAGAUUUUCGUUAUAGAGCACACAGAUCCGGCGCCCCACCUCCAUAUUCCACGGACGACGGCACGAAUCCUUUGCUUCAACGCAAUGGCCCAAGUGGUCCAAGCCGACCUGGCUAUCGAGGACCUCAAAUAGGCAGCUGGAUCCAAGCACCGGGACCAGGCGCCUUGAUUGACAUGAGUAGUGUUCUUGGUGGACGUGCCUUCGGUGAUAGCCCUGAACAAAUCCUUGAUAUGAUCAGAUCCUUACGUAUCCCAGGAUCGAUGGUUCGUAAUGGACAAGCUUUACAGUUUCACAUUACCGCUGGUCCUGGUCAGUUGCCUAGGGAACUUGAAGCAAUGUUUGGCACGCGUCGUCCUCGUACUGACAACCAUCGCGAUACGAGCGAGCCUGGAAGCGCUACAUCUUUCACCACUCAGUGUACAGCCGCGCGAUGGUCAGAAGAGUCGAAGUUACUCUUUGGACCGAGUAAUGUUGAGGUCGCCCAAGAGCUCAAAAACGAAAUAAUGGCAGGACUUGUGCCUCCUGCUAUUGAAGCCGACAAAGUUGUCAAAGCAGCUGAAAUGGAGCGAAUCCGUGCGCUGGAAGAAGAAAAGAAAAAGCGACUCGAAGCAGAAAAAUUAGCUAGGGAAGCCAAGGAGGCAGAGGAGAAGGCAGCCAGAGAGAAGAAAGAGGCUGAAGAGAAAGAAGCCGCUGAAAGAGCUGCAGCUGAGCUUGCGGCUACCCAAAGUGCCGAGGUUGAUGAACAAACCGGAGAGUCUAUCGAGGCUAAUAAUGCCAACGCAACAGAUGCCAUGGAGGGCGUUCAGAGCGAAGCACCAGAAGCGGCUACGCAUACGGAAGCACAAGGAGCGGAAGUUCCAGCUGCUGAUCGUCCUAGAGUCAUGACUGUGAUUCGUGGCAAUCCAUUUGAUAUUACAGAUUUGGGUAUUGAUGCAGAGUUUCUUGCGGAACUUCCAGAUGAAAUCCGUGAGGAAGUCAUCAUGGCUGCUGUUGCCGAACGACGUCAACAAGCUACUGCCACCGGCUCACAACCAACCGACAUUGACCAGGAAUUCCUUGAUGCCCUUCCAGAUGACAUCCGAGAAGAAAUCAUGCAACAAGAGGCACAAGAACGCCGUCGUCGUGAACGUAACGAACGACGAGAAGCAGCCGCUGCUGCAGGUGGAGGUCCGCCAAAUGGAGAUAUGGACCUUCCAAGCAUUCUUGCCACCUUUUCACCAGCUCUCAGGCAGGAAGUUUUAAUGGAUGGUGACGAAGAUUUUAUGGCAUCCUUACCUCCAGAUCUCGCUGCCCAAGCACGUCAACUACGCAGAGGUCAACCGGAUCAUCCUGGUCAUCCUGGGAGAGCACCUGUGGGUGUUAUUCGCCGCCCUGCUCCUGGUGAGGAAAUUCGAGGUGCUCCUCAACAGCCAAGAGCUCGUCGGGCAAUUGUUCAGAUGUUGGACAAACAAGGUGUAGCAACGCUCCUGCGUUUGAUGUUCAUUUUCCAACACAGCAGUUUCCGAAGUACACUCAACUCAGUCUUGCAGAAUGUCGCAUUGAACAAGCACAACCGCGCCGAGCUUAUCAGCACCCUUCUUCAUAUCCUUCAGGAUGGCAGUGCCGACAUGACCGCAAUUGAGCGAAGUUUCUCUUACUUGUCAGUCAGAGCUAAGCAACCUAAGGAAAAGGAUCCAAAGACACCAACACAAACUCUUCGAAGAACACUCACUGGUCUCGGCUCUCUUGCGCAGACAAAUUCCGAAGCAUCGCCACUCAUGGUAGUCCAACAAUGUUUGACAGCCUUGGUCUAUCUUGCUCAGACUAAUUUGCAUGUUGCCUCUUUCUUCCUAACUGAGCAUGAGCCAUCAGGCGGACUCAAGCGUAGUCUCAGUCGCAAAGGAAAAGGGAAGGACAGUAAGGCACCAAGAUAUGCACUUAACUCUUUGCUCAGUCUUCUAGAUCGCGACCUUAUUAUGGAGAGCGCAACUAUCAUGGAACAGCUUUCACUCUUACUUAAUAUUGUCACUAGUCCACUCAUUGCGCUAGAGCGAAAACAAAAGGAGGCCAUUGAAGAAGCAGAAAGAGCCAAGGCGGCUGCGUCUGUAAACGAAACAGCGGAAGCCACUGGUUCUACCGACGCACCUAAUCCUGAAACUGUUACCACCGGUGAAAGCACGUCUACGGAACAGCCACAAACAUCCUCAGAGACUGCCGCUCCUGCAGAAAAUUCGUCUGCUGAUUCGACUGCUGCUCCAGCACUUUCGACGCUUGUUAUUCCAACAAACGCUGAUAGUGGUGAAGCCUUCGCCAAUCCAGAAACUGAUUCCUCUAAACCUGCAGAUGCCUCUAAGCAAGAACAGAAGAAAAUCCAUGUUUUUACGCCACCGGUCGUUCCAGAACACAAUCUCCGAUUGGUAACAAACAUUUUCUGCUGUGAGUGCAACUCUAAGACCUUCCGAGAGACAAUAUCAACCAUCAAGAAUCUUUCCACAAUACCCGGGGCGAAAACUAUUUUCGGAAAAGAACUUAUUGCCAAGGCUCGAGCAUUGGGAGAAGUCAUCUUGGUAGACCUUCAAGACCUUCUUCCUCAGAUUCAAAAAGCUAGAACUGGUACAGAGAUCCAAGGUGUCGCAUUAGCAAAGUUCUCUCCACCGGCGUCCGAUCAGCACAAACUUUUACGUGUUCUCACUGCUCUAGAUCAUUUGUUCGACCCCAAGCGUGAAAAGAAGGAUGAUUCCGCCAGUGAAGCAGAGGACUCCUCCGAGAUUGUUGAAAAGCAAGAUCUUCUGUCUAGCCUCUAUGAGAACUCGACCUUCGGACCAAUGUGGGAGAAGCUAAGUGCUUGUCUCAGUACAAUUAGGCAACAAGAUCACAUGCUUAGUGUCGCCACUAUUCUUUUACCUUUGAUUGAAUCGCUCAUGGUCGUUUGCAAGAACACCACCCUGAAGGACGCACCUCUUACUCGAGCUGCUAAGAAUAAGGAAAUGGCUCUUGCUAGCCCCGUUCCAGAGUCACGUAUGGAGAACUUGUUCUUCUCAUUUACCGAGGAGCAUCGAAAGAUUCUCAACGACCUUGUCCGACAUACACCUAAGCUCAUGUCUGGUACAUUCUCCCUCUUAGUAAAGAAUCCCAAGGUUCUUGAGUUCGAUAACAAGCGCAACUACUUCAGCCGCAGCAUCCACAGCCGCAGUCAAGGUUCUCGUGCGGUUCCUCCACUACAGCUAUCUGUUCGUCGAGAGCAAGUAUUCCAUGACUCUUUCAAAUCUCUCUACUUCCAAACUCCGGAUCAGAUGAAAUAUGGCAAGCUAAGCAUUCGUUUCCACGGGGAAGAGGGAGUUGAUGCAGGUGGUGUUACUCGUGAAUGGUUCCAAGUUCUCUCUAGGCAAAUGUUCGACCCUGGCUAUGCUCUGUUCAUUCCCGUGUCUUCUGACCGUACUACUUUCCAUCCCAACCAGUUGAGUAGUAUCAAUGAGGAGCAUCUCAUGUUCUUCAAGUUCAUCGGUCGUAUCAUCGGAAAGGCACUUUAUGAAGGUCGUGUUCUAGAUUGUCAUUUCAGCAGAGCAGUUUAUAAGCGCAUCUUAGGCAAAGCUGUUUCAGUGAAAGACAUGGAAUCUUUGGAUCCAGACUAUUAUAAAUCUCUGAUAUGGAUGCUUGAGAACGAUAUCACGGAUAUCAUCACCGAAACCUUCUCCGUUGAUAAUGACAAGUUUGGCGUUGUUGAGACCAUUGACUUUAUUGAAAAUGGACGCAAUGUUGCCGUUACAGAGGAGAACAAGCACGAGUAUGUGAGAUUGAUGGUCGAAUGGAAACUUACAGGAUCUGUCAAGGCACAGCUUGAUGAGUUUUUGAAGGGCUUCCAUGACAUUAUCCCUGCUGAACUGGUCUCGAUCUUUAAUGAGCAGGAACUGGAAUUGCUAAUCUCUGGACUACCUGAAAUUGAUGUUGAUGAUUGGAAGAGCAACACCGAAUACCACAAUUACUCAGCAUCUUCUCCACAAAUCCAAUGGUUCUGGCGUGCUGUUCGCUCGUACGACAAAGAAGAACGAGCCAAGUUAUUGCAAUUCGUCACGGGAACCAGUAAGGUACCUCUCAAUGGCUUCAAAGAGCUUGAGGGCAUGAAUGGCUUUAGUAGAUUCAAUAUUCACCGCGAUUAUGGCAACAAAGAGCGACUACCAUCUUCUCACACUUGCUUUAACCGUAAGUUACGCUGUCUAAUUCAAACAUGUGUUCCUAUGCUAACUAAGUACACAGAACUCGACCUUCCAGAAUACGAAAGUUAUGAAACCCUUCGUGCUCAAGUCCUUACGGCCAUUACAGCAGGUAGUGAAUAUUUCGGCUUUGCAUAAAGAUCAAUUACAAUAUGAAGCAUUUUUUCUUUUCAUUAUGAUAUCAUGCAUGGCAGGCUUUUGAUCAGCAUUUUACGGCGUCGAGCUUUCUUUUUCGAUGAUAUGUGUGGGGACAAGGCUGUCUUCUUUUAACCAAAGUGAGUGGUAUUUUCGAGGAUGGGUUUGCUUUUUUCGGGUUUGGAGGAUAUGAAUUAAGCAAUAUUAGGUAGAUAAGUAGGGCGAUGGAUGGCAAUAUUUGGUCUGGGAUUCCCGGGAAUGAUACCUUUAAACGAAGUGCAGGUCGUUUGUAGGAUGAAUUCCUAAGAGAGAAGGACUAGAUAGAUGAGCCAUCAGAACAAAACUUUCAUAGUUGGCAAAAAGGGAUGUAAAAUUAGAUAGCUUAUAUUUAGCAUUCUGAAUCAUUAUAAAUU